Molecule: messenger RNA, 1406 nt
Organism: Neoarius graeffei (lesser salmon catfish)
Lineage: Eukaryota; Metazoa; Chordata; Actinopteri; Siluriformes; Ariidae
Gene: hpgd
Product: 15-hydroxyprostaglandin dehydrogenase
Exons: 7
Coding region: 45-830 (261 amino acids)
Cellular component (GO): cytoplasm
Molecular function (GO): oxidoreductase activity, acting on the CH-OH group of donors, NAD or NADP as acceptor
Source: RefSeq, a predicted model, not a curated record
ACUUAAAGCGCAGCGGUGCGGCGGCUCGGAGUCCGCGGCGGUAAAUGGCGCUGCGUGGGAGAGUGGCUCUGGUGACUGGGGGAGUGCAGGGGAUCGGGAGGGCUGUAGCCGAGAGCCUGCUGAAGAACCAUGCCAAGGUUGCACUUGUAGAUCUGAACCAGUCGGUUGGAGAGAAGUGUAAAGAAGAGUUGGAUGAACAGUAUGGACAAGACAACUCUCUUUUCAUUCAGUGUGACGUCACAGACGGAGGAAAGCUACAAGAGGCAUUUAACAGCACGGUGGAGUGUUUUGGAAAACUAGACAUCGUCAUCAACAAUGCUGGAAUCAAUAACGAGAAGAACUGGGAGAAGACCAUCCAGGUGAACCUGACCUCUCUUAUUAAAGGCACAUAUUUAGCUCUGGAGCACAUGAGUAAGGAGUACGGCAAGGAGGGCGGGGUCAUCAUUAACGUCGCCUCUAUGGCAGCAUUCCUUCAUUCCCCUUUUCAGCCGGUGUACACGGCCACCAAACAUGGUGUAAUCGGCUUCUCCAGAUCGAUGGCGGAUGCGUCAGAACUUUGCAAGUACGGUGUGAGGAUCAACGUCCUGUGUCCAGCCUUCGUGGACACGCAGCUCCUCCUCAGCAUUGAGUGCGAAGAGACCAUGGGCAAGUUUGUGAAGUACAAAGAUGACGUAAAGCAAAAGAUGGACAAAUACGGGAUUCUUAAGCCAUCCAUGAUCGCAGAAGGAAUGAUGCGCCUUAUAACAGACGAGAGCCUUAAUGGAGCUGUGAUGAAAAUCACCUGCUCGAAAGGGAUUCACUUCCACGUGUAUGAGCCUCUGUCAGCCUGAACCAGCACUAAAUCCACUCAGCUCAGGGCUCUCAUUCAGCAGCUUGUCCAAACCGGUCUCCUAAACAAUCGGAGAUCAGCCCGGAUGUGCCUGGGAUUCCUGAAAACACAAAGAAUGAGUUAAGACGCAUGUCUAACAGGAAAGUCCCUCUUGUUUCACGUGAUUAAGCAGAGUAAUUUACACUGUCUAAUGAGUCGCAGCUUUAUCAUGUGAAAAAUCCUGUCUGUUUAACACACAGAAUAAAGUGAAGCAGGAUAAUCUGAAGUUCAAAAUGUUGAGAUUUACAGCAAAAUGUAUCAGGUUUGUGUGUCUUCCUUGCUGAUGUUUGACUGCUGUGUAUCGAGUGUGAUUGAAACCAUGUUAUAAUGACUCGUUAGGAAAAACUGUUGCUUAUAUUUAUCUGAUUUUUCCUGCCAUAAUCACUUCAGAUAACAGAAAUCCUGUUCUUAUUGUAUGUAUUAAAUCAAUGUUACUAUUUACAGCAGAAGUUAAGGGGUGCUAAUAUAUUAUAGUGUUUAGAUUUUGUAAAUAAAUAAAAAUCUAAAAUGAUUGAAUGAAUAAAUGCAUAUUAAAAAG